AUGUCACAUGGGAAACAACUGAAAUUUGACAAUCAAGUCGUGGGAGAACCUACCAAAUGUGUUUCCUAUAUUUCCACUCCUACCGGUGAUACAAAUCUUGUCAGUCCUUUGCCGCAGUACUACAAUGGUCCACUACAACUUGUUUACAACGCAUUUGGUUUGCCUGCUCUGCCUAGUAUAUCAACUGGUCAAAUAUUAUCUCGACAUCUGUUUACUUCAAGUACCCCAGUCACUAAACCUUCCCGUGAGAAAAAUUCGUUAAACAAAACCAAUACGAACGUUACAAUAACAGUGGAAUAUCCUAGUAAGACUGUCAAUAAAACCCUCACAUCAGAGUUCGAAGGUACUGGAAAACCAAUAGUCCAUGGUCCUCCUUCGAGAAUUGCCAAGGCAGUUUUUAAAUGCGAAUCCAUCAGAACGCUUGUGAUUGAACAGGUGUUGCGUGCUGUUUCCAACGAAGUGGACAAUUUGUGUUCUAAAAGAGAUCCCUCCCUGUUAAGAAAAAAUGAAAAGGAUGACCUUAUAAACUAUGAUAUGCUUAAAUUGUGUGAAGAAUGGAAAAGAAGAGCCCCAAUAUUUUAUGCAUUCCUUUUAACAUGUAGUACCUCAAAACGUCACAUUCAUCAUAGUACAUGGUUCCCAAGUAUUGCCGUAUCAGGAUCUAUACUCUUGAAGCAGCGUAAUAACCAUAUGAGUGCAACAGCCAUUGUCAUUGGAUUACUUUUGAAAACAAAGUCUAUCGAGGUAUGAACUUGGAUUUUUAUAUGUAUAUUAUAAAUAUUUUGUUUUAUGCAUAUCAGAGUUUGGCUAUAAAUCUUUUAAUAUCUUCACCCCAUAUCUACUGUACCAUUCGCUCUGGAUAAAAACAAUUUCAGGUGUGUUACUGUAUUAGUGUAUCUGCACUCCUGUUCAUAUAACUAUAAGAAUAUUUUUUAAAACACAAGCUAGGUUGCACAAAGAGAGCCCCCCAAUUAAAGUCCCUAAUAAUGUUCUACAUGUACAGUAUAUUCCUACUCCUAGCCUGGAUCACAUGGUGUUAUAUUACUAGCCUGUAGCAGAGAGUACAGGCAUAAAACUUAUGAGCCUGCUGGGUAAUCGUUCCAUGUUUCGCGCACCAAUAUAGUAAACGUUAUGUAAUGGAUAUUAUAGUGUACUGAAAAGUUCACUACAGUAGAUACCUCCAUACACAUAUAACACACCCUAACCCCAACCCCUAACCUAACCUUAAUACCUAACCCCUAACCCUAACCUAUAUUGGUGCGCGAAACAUGGAAUGAUAACCGCCUGCUGUUUAACAUGACUGAACAAUUUUUUGCUGAACAAUAUUGUUGAGUUUGAAUCCGGGUGUAACAAUGUUGUUCAAUAUUGUUGACAGCUGUGAAUAAUGUGAGUAAACAUGGUUCAAUCCUGUUUUCAUAAUUUAUUCCUCGCUAAUUGCACAGUCAAACAGCAGCAUUUUUACCUCAGUUUGUAUCCUCAUCUGUGAUAUUAAAUCUGAGUUGCAUAUCUAAGUUAAGCUUUCUAAAACUGGAUUUUGUUUUUUUUUUGUUAUAGGCCACCCUGAACAGAUUUAGUAAGUUGAAGCUUGCUACAUCAAAUUAUCGUACCUUAUUAAAGCUAGAAGCAAUUGGCCAGUCUCAUGAUAUCCGUCUGCAUGAAGUCAAGGACAUAAUAGUCAAUGAACAUAAAGCAAUAGAGAAGAAAAAACAGGAAGUUAAUGAGUUGAAAACAAUUUUGGCUGAGCAAGACGUGGAAUCUAAACAUGAUCAUCAGCAAGAAUCUGUUUCAUCUAAGCUUAAGAAAGCCGCCACUGAGUUGAAGGAUGCACAAAGAAAAUGUCACCCUGGUUUUUUGAUUGCUUUUGACAAUAUUGACUUUCAUCUGAAAAGAAGAAAUAUGACAAUGACAUCACAAAACAGGGACAUACACUGGGUAAAUCAUGUUAUGAUUGAGAAUAGGGUGUCUGGCAACCAUUUGUCAUCCAAAGGACCAAAAGCUGAUAUUUAUGAUAUACCAAACAUCAUUUUCCUUUCCAGUGUUGUUGAUCAAAGACAGCAGAGGCUCAAUUAUACUGUUCUGGUGUCGAGGAUAUUAUCUGACUAUUUUGAUGCAUUUGCUGAGUUCAAAGAUGUGUGUGUUAAACAUAUACCACAUAAAUACAGCAAAGAAAUGUCUGAAAAAUCAGAUAAGGUUAGUUCAAAACAAUGGUACUAAUUGGCACAUUGGAAGAUAUUAUCCAUUCUGUGGUGUUAGCUGGCAGGUGUCCGGUUGUUGAGUAAUGGGGGCAUCCAAGCCUGGGGCCCCUGGUAAAAUGACCACAAAAUUUUUGCCAGUACAUUUCCAAUAAAUUGAAUAAUGAAAAACAGUUAAUAAAAUACAUGAAUUAAUUAUUACAACAAGGAUACUUCUCAUAUACCUUUUUAACCUAGGAUUUUCAUUGUUUCAAAAGAAAGGGCGGAAAAAGCUUUGGCACUGCAUUAGGGUUAAAGACUUUCACACAUAACAGGAGGGACGAAGCAAAAUGUUAGUGGGGUUUAACACUCUAUGAGAGGGGUUUUAGAGAGAUUCUAGGGGGGUUAAUCCCCCUCCCCCCAGUAAAUCCACCCCCAUGAUUAUUAGCAUUUUGAGUAUGCGCUGCAAGAUGAUCUGGUUAAUUGAUAAAUUAAGUGAGUCGUUUCAUCUAAUUUAAGUAUAUCUCUUUUUGUAGACCCCACUGGGAAUCAUAUUUAAGAAUGAAAAUGUCAAUGACGAAAUGUUGUCAAUUUUGCAACAAUUUCAUAAAUAUCUUCCAGAUAUUGGGGAGGAUAAGUUUGAUGGGGAGUUAUUUGCUGGAGACCAGCUCACUGUUGAGAGAGCAGUAAAUAUAAUUUCUUCAGUUUCUAAUGGUUAUUCUGCAGAAGCAAGACUUGAAGGCAUGCAUUUUCAACUAGGUGAUUGGCAUGCAGCUGUCAAAUUCCUUGAU
Molecule: messenger RNA, 2962 nt
Organism: Paramuricea clavata
Lineage: Eukaryota; Metazoa; Cnidaria; Anthozoa; Malacalcyonacea; Plexauridae
Source: the annotation of a GenBank genome assembly